This is a messenger RNA of Oncorhynchus kisutch (coho salmon), 5108 nucleotides long. Its product is annotated as protein prenyltransferase alpha subunit repeat-containing protein 1-like. NCBI's taxonomy places the organism in Eukaryota, Metazoa, Chordata, Actinopteri, Salmoniformes, Salmonidae. Gene Ontology annotation, cellular component: cytoplasm. The transcript has 7 exons. Gene Ontology annotation, biological process: protein prenylation. Bases 6 to 1442 code for a protein of 478 amino acids. The record is from RefSeq and is a predicted model, not a curated record. Gene Ontology annotation, molecular function: protein prenyltransferase activity.
CAAAAAUGGCAGAGUCAGAGGAGGAGGAUGUCUUGGUCCAGAGAGUUGUCAAAGAUAUCAAUAACGCCUUCAAGAGAAAUCCCAAUAUUGAUGAGAUAGGUCUGAUCCUGUGUCCUGAGGCCAGGUACAACCGCAGCCCCAUCGUCUUGGUAGAGAACAAGUUGGGGGUGGAGAGCUGGUGUGUCAAGUUCCUGCUACCCUAUGUCCACAACAAACUACUGCUCUACAGGCAGCGCAAACAGUGGCUGGACAGGGAAGCUCUGGUGGACAUUACUUGCACUCUGCUGCUGCUCAACUCAGACUUUACCACCGCUUGGAAUGUGAGGAAGGAGCUGCUGCAAUGUGGCGCCCUAAAUCCAGAGAGAGACCUGUACCUGGGAAAACUGGCCCUCACCAAGUUCCCCAAGAGCCCCGAGACAUGGAUACACAGGCGCUGGGUACUACAGCAGGUGCUACGGGAGUGUUCUCCCCCCAGCUCGGACAGGAAGGAGCAGUGUGACAGUGGCCUGCGUGACGCAGCAGAGAGGACUCUGCUUAGUGAGCACCUCCACAGGGUUCUACACGACGAGAUGAAGGUAUGCGCCGCCGCCGCCAGCCGCUACCCUAGCAACUACAACGCCUGGUCGCACCGUAUCUGGGUCCUGCAGAACAUGGCCCAGGGCAACCUGAAGGUCCUCCAUGAUGAGCUGUCCUCCAUGCGUGAGUGGGUCUCCAUGCACGUGUCGGACCACAGUGGCUUUCACUACCGACAGUUCCUGCUCAAGGCCCUGGUCAGGGAGCUCAGCCAGUCCAUGCACCACCACCAUGCCCCUUGGCCCAGCCUCGGCAGCUCCAGCCCUCGCAGUCCCAGCCCGGACACCCAGCCAGGCCACCCCCACCACCAGGCUAACGGAGAGGCCACAGCAGCAGCCCCCUGCCCCUCUCCCGCCACCCCAGAGGACCAGUCCUCGGUGCCGGCCAUGCCCCAGCUCUUCCACCAGGAGAUGGAGCUGUGUACUGACCUCAUCCAGUCCUUCCCCGGACACGAGACACUCUGGUGUCACAGGCGACACGUCUUCUACCUUUGGCACCACUGGAGGCGGGACCACGAUCACCACGAUGGCCAGGGCUGUGGCAGUGAGUCUCCCCAGCUGAACCACACUGACGCUGGACUGAGCAGCUACCCUCACACAGCCUCCCCUAGAGGAGUGGGUAUAGACAGGGUGGACAGCAGGAACGGACAGGCUCAGGAGGGUCAGAAUGCCAUGGAGGUGGACGGGGUCGGGGUCCCAGACCCCCGCAACACUAAGCGUCUGAAGCGGGGUCCACCUGACCCCUGCCCCCCCGCCCUGCCCUCAGAGCACGGUUUCAUAGCCAGAGUCCUGGAAGGCUGCCGCUCCCCCGAGCAGGGAUGCUUCGCCCUUGCAUACAGGAAGUGGCUAGACUCUGUGAUUGGUCAGUGAGAGAUGGACAGACAAGGUCAUUGGUCAGUGAGAGGAGACGCUUCCUACUCCACGGGAGAUGGGUUACGGUUUAAAUUUGCCCCUCUGGCACAGAUCUAGGAUCAGCUUACUCUCACCCAACCCCUAACCUUAACCAUUAGGGCAAGAACUGUAAAAUACUGUCCCUAGAUCAGCGUCUAGUGGCUGGUAACAUUAUGCUCAUAUUGAAAGCUCUGGAAGGGGGCUAGGAGAUCUUAAAGUUAUUUGUGGCCCCUCCCGUCUUCCUGGAAAUGCCUGGACUCUGAUUCGUCUGCAGAGCUUUGUCUGAGCCAAUCCCCCUUUCAGAAUGGAAAUCUGAGUGUGGCUUUGCUCUGAGUCGUUCCACCUCAAAGCACAAAAAAGAGGACCACCAGAUUGUUCUGAAAUUGUUUCUGUAAUUAGUAAGAGGAGAUACGAUUAGCAUGCCUGUAAAAUUAUUUUGUUGAAAUAUAAUUAGAUCUCUGAAAUAUGAAGCUAAUUGAUGUCAUCCAAAUUGACCAUUUUAAUUUAUAAGAUUCAGAUUGUAGUCAAAUAUAGUACCCAACAUCCAAUUUGGACCAAACAUCUUCCUACCAAUGCGUCCCCAAAAAAUGUCAAAGGCCACCCACGGACCCCCUACACCCCAUGCCAAUCCCACCCCAGCAACCAGUAUACAUGAUCAGCUGUCUAUGUUUGACAAGUAGUCUGAAGCUGUGGCUUGGAGUAUUGCUUCUCCAUACUAAGUAAUGUAUUCCCUGUGCAUCUGGUGAUGUUUCUUUCCUCCCUGUUCAGAGAAAUGAGUAAUUAAAGUGGCUUGCAUUGGUUGUUAAGCAACAAAAGUGACACUUGCGCAACUAUGGGGAAAAACAGACCUGUUUGGCUUAGAUUGUUGACAACAUGUGAACUAUAUUUAGUCUCCAAAUGUUUGUUGAACACAUAAAUACAUUUUCACAAUGAGCACUUGUUGACUCUCAAAUACAUUGUUACAGUUGUUAGUUAACAAUUGUUUUGCCAUAUUAGCAUUGACAUGAAAUAAGUCAAAACACCUCAAAACAAGACAUGGUAUCAAGAACACACUCCCUACACUCGCAAUAACAUCUGCUAACCAUGUGUAUGUGACCAAUAAAAAUAUAUUUUAUUUGAAGAUACAACUAGCUGAAACGAGACACAUACGAUUCCCCACAUGGUAGCUUCUUGUCAUUGUUGGUCAUUAUUCUCACCGUUCAGAAUCAUUGCAAAGCACGGCUUCAGGCCACAACGAUGUGUGCGCAUAAUUUUUGUGACGUUAUCAGCCAACCGGUCUAUAGAUUUUUACCACUAAAUGCCACUGAUCCUGCUAUACCGCCACUCUUUUGUUCAUUUUGCUGGUCUCUUGUGUUUAUAUCACAAUAUUUCAUUUUACACCUUUGGGUAGAAAACCAAUAGAUUUGUCUCAUUAUUAAAAUAAAUUGUGUGGUCCUCACAAUUCAAGCCGGUCCUCCAUGAAAGCAAUUCAGCUUGUUCUUAUAGCAACUUAAUGCUGAAAACCAACUCUUCUUGAAUAGUCCAACAAGUGUCUGCUUUCUGAGAGGGCUAUCCCGAUGCAAUUCUCAUAUGAAGACUUUUCCUUACAAGCCAAAAACUUUGAUGGAGAAAUUGGCUAGAGACUAAAUGUUGUGACAGCCUUAAUAAAGUAAUUAAUUGCAUUUCAGUCUUAUGUGUUUCAAUAAAAUGAUCAGGAAACAGCUCUAUAAAAGCAUAACAGAGUGUAAUGGUAUAGCAGGAACAGUGGCAUCUAGUGGUCAAAACCUGGUACUUUCACACUACUUCAUGGUAAAUAAUGCAAACGACUUCAAUACUAUCAGGGGGGAAAAACAUCAGUUUCAUAGGGAAUACAUUACAUAGUAUGGAAAACUACUUAUCAAUCAUGGAGAACUGAUACUGAAUACUGGUUGGGGGUGCGUGGGUCGCUUUUACAUUUUUGGGGGGAUUCCUCGUGUCUUACUCAUUGGUAGGAAGAAGUUUGGUCCAAAUCGGAUGUUUGGGACUAUAUUUAUUGAAUAUUGUCUGAAUCAUAAAUUGCCGAUUUGGGUGCAAUUAAUUAGCCUAAUUUCUCCAAGAUAAAAUGUAAACAAAAUAAUGCUUCAGAAAUACCUAUCUUACCUGUUUCUUACUACAGAAACAUUUUGAGAACAAUCUGAGAUGGUGGGUGUCAUGGCUUGCUGAAGUAAUAUGGAACAACUUCUCAGGAAGAGUAUGGCUUGUAUGGUCUGUUAGUAGCUUAGUUUAGGUACCUCAGGUCUCUUUCAAUGUUAGGGACUAGAACAAUUCUGUCAACCAAUUCUAUCUGUCAUUUUAGUUUUUUCACUUAAGAGAUUCAAGGACUAUAGUGAGAUGAGCAGUGCAGCAAAUCAUUCAUUGUCAACAUACAAGAACAAAAAACUAGCAAAGCCAUUAUAUGCCGAUACCGAUAUGUCGUGCAUCCCUACGGACAACUAAACAACAUUUAGACUGAGCACAACCAUGAACCAAUGAAACUCAUGUUGUAGCUCUGAGAAAUGUAAGUAUUUCGCAAGGAGAGAGGAAAGCAAAUCCAGGUUUCUUCAUACCUGGAUGUGAAAUAUAUCUAUAUAUCAACUGCCAGGCGUACAAUGGUCUGAGUCACUUCAAUUGUAGAGAGGUGCUCGAUUGUAAAGAAAUGACUGCAAGCACAUUCAAAUAAUUAUAAUUUCCUCAGAAGGUUUUCUUGAAGUACCUAGCCCUCGAGUCUGUCAAUGAGAAUGAUUACAGUACUGUAUGUAAGCACAACUGGUAUAUAGGCUGUGUCACUGCUUUCCCUUUUUAUUCAAGAACAACUUGGUGCCAGCCUGGUCCAAGAUCUGUUUGUGCUUUUGCCUACGUCAUUGUCAAGGCAAACAUUUUGCAUGACAAUUCCAUAAGGAGUUGACAAGCGAGCAGAAACAGACUGGCACCAAGGCUAACUUGGUACCACAACCUCUAUUUCCAUUCUGAGGGGGAACUAUAAUCCCCCCAGAUCUGAUCAUCACAUUGUCUGCAUCCCAAAUGGCACACUAUAUAGGUAAUAGUGUGCCAUUUGCGACACACUCAUACUCUCCUGGAGUGGUUGUUGCUGCUGUAUUUUUUUCACAGUUCUGUUUGUUUAGUCCUCUUAGUGAGACCUGGGCUUGUAUUCACAAAGUUUCUCUGAGGAGCGUUGCCUGAUAAAGGAUUCGUUUUGGCCUUGUGAUCUUUGUGAUUACAUGGUCAGGGGGUACUUAAUCCUAGAUCAGCACUCCUACUCUGAGACUCUUUAUUAGAGAUGUAACUCACUAUUUACCGAUACGCAUUAGUCCCUAGUUCUAAUGUUCAAGAGAGAACUGCGUUGACAGUCAUUGAUCUACAAGUAAUUUUGCAUGCCGAAAAACCCCAGGCAAUGUCAGUAGCCUAGCAAAGAUUUUCCAUUAUAUUGACAAGAUAGUCGAGUGACCGCCCUCAGAGAUGGAAUGGAGGCGAGUUCAGGGGGGCCUAUUACCAAUUAGAGGGCAGAUAGGCGUGUUAACAACAGGCAUCACUCUGAUUAUAACAUUUUUUUCAAUGUUGUGAAAUGCCACUUGUGUCCACAUAUAUCAGUGCAUUUGUAACAACUUAAUCGUUUACGAAACUGAUAUUCAAUAAAAUAACCUUCAAGUA